Molecule: messenger RNA, 348 nt
Organism: Drechmeria coniospora
Lineage: Eukaryota; Fungi; Ascomycota; Sordariomycetes; Hypocreales; Ophiocordycipitaceae
Exons: 2
Coding region: 1-348 (115 amino acids)
Source: RefSeq, a predicted model, not a curated record
AUGCUGCUGCGAUGCAACCUCGGCAUGGGAUACGCAGCACAUUACGCAGAUGCAGCUGAAGACGCCACGACGAAUUGCAAAGGCCGACCGGGCGGCUGUCACGCCAUUCCUCGUAUUCUCUCAUCCUCUGACCAGAAUCUUGCGGCCGAGAGACCAGCUCUUAUGGCCUACGUCGUACUGCGCCAGCUCGCCAGCUCGCCGGGGGAACCCGAGACGUGCCUGCGGAUGGCGGAAAGUAUUAGGAAGCAAACACCACAGAAUCCAUGUCGUACCCAGCUCGACGCCCGGGAUCGUCAGGCGUUCAGGAUCUCCCCCGAGAGGAGACAUGCCCCCCGGGACUUUGACUAA